Phaedon cochleariae (mustard beetle) is the source of this 795-nucleotide messenger RNA. Lineage: Eukaryota; Metazoa; Arthropoda; Insecta; Coleoptera; Chrysomelidae. The record is from the annotation of a GenBank genome assembly.
AUGGUGUCCGGUGGUAUGCGUCACGAGGGGCACGGGGGUCUUGGCUUAAUCGCCUGGGCCGCGUGGGAUGGAUGGUCGAGGGGAACUCGACCAUUAGCGGCAAAACUCUGGGAAACAGGCGCACCCAGUUUUAUAAAGCCUUCCACACGUGCAGGGGGCACCGCGUGUGGCGACGUUUAUGUCCCCCUUACUCGUGGGAACAACAUGGACCACAAUAAAACAACAAAAGAAAAACCUGGACGAGGUGGUCAAAUCUCGUCCUUGGAAGACUCUUCGGAGUCUAACGAAACCCCUGCCCGGAAGGUAUCCACUGAGGAGACCUCCCAACACCCAGCACAGGAGGACGUCACAUCGAUGACCUCCACUCCUCCCUCAACCCUGGAGGCUGCCACCCAGGCGACCUCCAGCUCCCUAACCCCAACGGGCGCACCGACGCCUGUUGCUCCCGAAACUGACCCCUCGUCAAAACCCGGCACAUCUGAGGAUCUCUCUCGAGACUCGGACGUGUCUGAUCUGGCCUCGGAUUUCUCGAAGGUUAAGGUGAAAAGGCCCUGUGGUGCUGAAAGGAAGAGGAGGAAGAAAGAGAGGGAAAAGGAAGCAAUCAAAGCGCCUUCGUCCUCUCAGGGAACUUCCUCGAAAUUCCUUGGCGCGAAAACAGUGGCCGAGAGACGGCCUAAGGAUGACCUUAGGGGAGCGCAAGGGAAACCUGGAAGGGGCUGUCAAGGCCAAGAACAAUGCGUCAGGAAUGACGCAAUCAACAAAACGGAGCCGCACGCCGGGUUCCACACCGACUGA